AUGGCGCUCGCAGCCCUGGUGGCUGCUGCCAAUGCGUCACCUGUAUCCACGACUCUCAAGGCUCGCCAGGAUAUCUCAGCUCCGUAUCUCAAUUCUGAAGCUCAGGCCAAGGGGAAGCUUUGGUUCGGUACCGCAGUCGACACUACCAGUGCCGAGGUUGACAACAGCGAUUACAUGACUAUCUUCAACGACACCAACAUCUUCGGUCAGACCACACCGGGCAACACCAUGAAAUGGAUGUACACCGAGCCCGAGCAAAAUGUCUUUACCUUCGCCGAGGGCGAAGAAACCAUCGCUCUCGCGGAGGCGACAGGCAAGAAGGUCCGCUGCCACAAUCUCGUCUGGUCGGAGGAGCUGCCAAGCUGGGUGACGGAUGGAAGCUGGACAAACGAAACUCUGCUGGCAGCGAUGAAAACCCAUAUCACCAGAGAGAUCGAGUAUUACGGCGAGGGGUGUUAUUCCUGGGACGUCGUGAACGAGGCACUGGAUAGCAACGGCAGCUUUACCGAGAAUGUCUUCCUGGAGCAUAUCGGUGAAGCCUACGUCCCUCUCGCAUUCCAGUACGCCUAUGAAGCAGUAGAGUCGUUUUGCGGGGACAUCAAGCUCUUCUACAACGACUACAGCAUCGAAUACGCAGGAGAUAAGCACACCGCCGCGGUGGCGCUGGUCCAGACGAUCCAGAACUGGGACGGGGCCCAGAUCGAUGGCGUGGGCUUCGAGUCGCACUUCAGCACCUCCUUCGCGCCGACGCAGGCCGAGAUCGAGGCCGCCAUGGCCGACUUCACCGCGUUAGGCGUGGACGUGCAGAUCACCGAGCUUGAUGUGCCGUGCACGAGUGUGCCGUGCUCCGCCGACGCGCUCGCAACCCAGGCACAGGUCUACUACGAUGUCGUCGCGGCGUGCAUGGCGACCGACGACUGCACGGGGAUGACCGUUUGGGACUUUGACGACGAGUACAGCUGGAUCCAGCCUGCCGAGUACGACGGCGAGGGAGAUGGCGAUCUCUUCUAUUCCAAUCUGACUAGGCACCCCGCUUACACUGCUGUCUCGGAGGCAAUCGAGGGUUCUGAUUGCAGUGUUUGCUGA
This is a messenger RNA of Penicilliopsis zonata CBS 506.65, 1086 nucleotides long. RefSeq lists its product as hypothetical. The record is from RefSeq and is a predicted model, not a curated record. Gene Ontology annotation, molecular function: hydrolase activity, hydrolyzing O-glycosyl compounds. The coding region runs from base 1 to 1086 and encodes 361 amino acids. The transcript is spliced from 2 exons. NCBI's taxonomy places the organism in Eukaryota, Fungi, Ascomycota, Eurotiomycetes, Eurotiales, Aspergillaceae. Gene Ontology annotation, biological process: carbohydrate metabolic process.